UUCAAAAGUUAAGAUUCAAUGUUUUGAAAAUAGGUUUUGGUAAACUUGAAUAUUGGAAAAAGAAUACAUUGACUUAAGUUUUUAAAGGCUUGCAAUAAAACUAUUAAAAUCAUGUAUGUGAAUUCAUAAUCUUAUACUUUCUUUUCUUUUUUAUUUCACAAAACGCGAACAUUUGAAGAACAGAUGAAGAAACAGGAGAGGAACAGAUACAGAGAAGACACAGAAGGAGAGGAACGACAUGACAUGACUGACAAAUUGCGAAGACUCUCACGGGAGAGCCAAAAUCACGCGAGACAUAUGAUAGGUUCAUCCCAUCCAUCAUUCAUUAUCAUCAAUCAUCUACUAAUAAUCAGAUUUAUUUCCAGGUUUUUUUAAUCUUAAAAGGGUUGUUUAUAAUUUACUUGACUAUGAUUUCAGAACCAACUACAGAUAGUGUAAGGUGGAACUUGACAUCCGCUACAGAGCGCCAUGAUGUUAGUUGUCUGUCCGAUUCCAUAUCCGUGUUCAUUCCAUCAGAUCUAUUGUCACACUAUCAGACGACAUGGCGUGAUCCUCACUGCCAAGUACAGGACAAUGGUACCCACUAUAUUUCCACCAUUUCACACACAUCAUGCGGAACAACCGUGAUCUUCACCAAGGAUGAAGUCAUUUUCGAAAAUGAACUAAUUCUACACAAAUCUGGAUCACCAAGCAAUCAAACAUCAAACGGCUCUAUCGACUUCGGUAGUUCUAGUUCUGAGGUAAUUCCGGUGCAGUGUAUCUAUCCUCGAAGACAGAAUAUAACAACUUUAUACAGACCCGCACAGUCGAAAGUUAGGUUCUACGAAAAGCGAUAUGGGCACAUGGACGUUCAACUAGAACAGUACAAAUCUGGCAUGUUUGUUACCCCUCUUCCAGUCCGUUCCUUCCCAAAUGAAGUAGAGAUAAACAAGGAUAUGUAUUUCAUACUCCAUGCAAUGCAUGUUAAUUCGACUGAUGUGGCAGUAAAGGUGGACUCGUGUGUGGCAACACCAUCAAACAUGCCGGCGGAUGGUCGAAUUUAUCAGCUUCUUGACCAAGGUUGUCCAGCAUCCCCAGCAGUCAAAGUAUAUCCAUCAGCAUUUGAUGAAGUGAGGUUCAGUGUUCGAGCAUUUGAAUUCCGAAACAGUCCAGGUGGUAUUGUGUACAUUCACUGCCAAGUUUCAGUUUGUUCUCCUACAAGUCCACAGUGUCGAGUUGGAUGUGCCCAUAGACACCGUCGUGAAGUUUCCUCAGAGGAGGGCGGUAGUCAUCUGGUAUCUGGUGGACCAUACUUAUUAGUGGCGGAUAAAGAUGGGUUGCAAGUAUCAACAGUUGUGGCAGGCGUCUGUGCAAGUGUGGCUGUCGUUGCCACUGUCAUUGCUAUAAUUGGAUGGAGACGCAAGUCCAGUGCUUCAACUUCCAGUUCCAAAUUAUAGAAAAAAAUGACUCGAAAUGACCCAUAUCAGAACAAAACGCUUUUUAGUGUGUGUGUGUGUGUGUGUUUUCUUUAUAAUCAUAGAACUCCAUAAUUCAAAAGUAAUUCGAAUAUGUGUGAUUAUCGAUACCAAUAACAAAACAUAAAUCUUUUUAUUUGUGCUAAAUUAUUAGUGAUUUUAAACUUAUUUCAAUCUUUUAUAAUUAAUUAACUUAUUAACCAGUAUUAAUUGAUUUAACUAAUAUAAUUCUUUUUAAUUUUGAUAUAUUCACAUACAGUUUUUAGUGAUGAUUUUUUUAUAUUCAGAUAAUUUUUAAUAAUAUUUUUUUUAAUAUUCAGAUAAUUUUCAAUAAUAUUUCUUUUUAUAUUCAGUUAAUUUUAAAAAUGAUUUAAAGAUUUGACUGUAAUUUUGUCCAAUUUUGUAUAGAAUAAAGAAAUAAUGUUUUCAGAA
This is a messenger RNA of Mytilus trossulus (common blue mussel), 1886 nucleotides long. Its product is annotated as oncoprotein-induced transcript 3 protein-like. The transcript is spliced from 3 exons. The coding region runs from base 408 to 1436 and encodes 342 amino acids. The record is from RefSeq and is a predicted model, not a curated record. Gene Ontology annotation, cellular component: cell surface. NCBI's taxonomy places the organism in Eukaryota, Metazoa, Mollusca, Bivalvia, Mytilida, Mytilidae.